Trichoderma aggressivum f. europaeum is the source of this 2538-nucleotide messenger RNA. RefSeq lists its product as uncharacterized. Gene Ontology annotation, molecular function: iron ion binding; oxidoreductase activity, acting on paired donors, with incorporation or reduction of molecular oxygen, reduced flavin or flavoprotein as one donor, and incorporation of one atom of oxygen; RNA binding. NCBI's taxonomy places the organism in Eukaryota, Fungi, Ascomycota, Sordariomycetes, Hypocreales, Hypocreaceae. The coding region runs from base 1 to 2538 and encodes 845 amino acids. The record is from RefSeq and is a predicted model, not a curated record. The transcript has 7 exons.
AUGUCACUCAUCGUGAGUGAGAUCGCGGCCUUUGUGGGCGCUGCCCUCGCUGGCACUUACAUCGCCUGGUCGGUCCUUGAGCGCAUCUCCCUCGUCGCCGCAAACCAGCACCUCACGCCAUUCUCCUCCUACGCUUCCCUUGGCGUCGCCAUUGUCUUGGUUCCAGCGUUUGCUCUUCUCCGCAGGAAGCAUCACCACCUUCGGGGCACGCGCGUCAAUGGAUGCAAGCUGGCCCGUGUAUAUCCUCACCGAGAUCCGAUCUUAGGCUUGGACAUUCUUCGUAUCUCGGUCAAGGCGCUCAAGGAAUAUAAAUUGCUGGAACUAUGGGAUAAGCUUCUCAACACUUAUGGAACAUAUUGGUUCAACUCCACGGGUAAAUGGAUGCUUAUUACCACAGAGCCUGAGAAUCUAAAAGCCCUGCUAUCGACGAGAUUCGAGGACUGGCCGAUGAAGUCGCUGCGACAACAAGUGAGCAUCUUAACACUUGGCCCUCACUCCAUCUUCGCCGUCAACGGACCCGAAUGGCAUCAUGCACGCGCCAUGAUUCGCCCGAGCUUCGUGCGAAACCAGAUUGCCGAUCUAGAGUGCACCGAUAGACAUGUUGAGAACUUCUUGGCAAGACUUCCACGGGAUGGAUCCAAGUUUGAUAUGAACAAGCUGCUAUAUCAUUUCACCAUGGACGUAUCAACUGACUUCAUGUUCGGAUAUUCAACCUCUAUUUUGACUUCCCCCACACAAGAGUCUCUGGAAUUCAUGACGGCGUUUGAUUACCUCCUCACUACUUCAACGAACCGCGCUCGUUUAGGGUGGUUGGCGUUGUUGAAACCAGAUAGGAAAUUUGAUGAGUAUGUCAAGAUCACCCAGCAGUUUGUCGACCGCCACGUAUCCCAGGCGCUUGCUCAAGAGAAGAUGGAGAGACCGUACAUCUUUAUGAAUGAAAUUAUCAAAUCGGGAGCUUCUCACCGCGAGGUGCGAGAUCAAGUGUUUUCGCUGAUACUGGGUGGCCGUGACACGAGUGCCAGUACCAUGUCCUCGCUCUUUUGGGUCCUGGCUCGACGACCGGAUGUGCUGAAGAAGCUGAGAGAGGAAAUUGCCGAGCUGGAUGGCCGCAAGCCCACUUGGGAAGAGCUGAAAAACCUCAAGUAUCUGAACAUGGUGCUGAAAGAAACUUUACGGCUGUAUGCUCCUGUAGCAAGCAACAUGCGCACUGCUGAACGGGAUACGGUCUUGCCCAAGGGCGGUGGUCCCGAUGGCCAGAGCCCUCUCUUCGUUCCUAAAGGAACAGAUUGUCGGUUCUCAACCUACAGCUUGCAUCGUAGAAAAGACUACUGGGGUGAUGACGCUGACGAAUUUCGGCCCGAGAGAUGGGAAACGCAUCGGCCAGGGUGGGAAUAUAUUCCGUUCAGCGGCGGCCCUCGAAUCUGUAUUGGCCAGCAGUUUGCUCUGACCCAGAUGCUGUACUUGAUCACACGGGUGCUCCAGACAUUUGGCGACGUCCAGCCUGGAGAUGAUAGGCCAAUGCUGCAUGAAAUAGGCUCAACUAUAUCCAUGGUUAACGGAUGCUGGGUUCACUUGACUCAAACCUCCCUGUUGAACCGUCCCAACGCACCAAAGAUCCGCCAUUUCAGCAUCACAAAAUGGCCUCACGAUCUCCAUCCCGAAGCCGUCGUCGGGCUUCAUCGCGCACGCCUCCACGAUCCAAUUCCAACGGCUCGCGCUCGCCGCCUCCAACCCAUCGCCGUCGUCGUCAUGAUUCGCGCUCUCCGUCGCGUUCUCGAUCCAGGUCGCGAUCAAUCACUCCACCACGUCGCAAUGGCCGAAACAGGAGCGGCAGUCGUGACAGGAGCCAUUGUGGUGGAGAGGUUGUCAAAGAAUGUUAAUGAAGAGCAUCUCUACGAAAUCUUUGGCCAAUUUGGCCACAUUAAGGACCUUGAUCUGCCAAUGAACAGAACCUCUGGAACCAACCGAAGCACCGCGUAUAUCCUGUACGAACACCAAGCCGAUGCAGAAGUUGCAAUCUCAUACAUGCACGAGGCACAAGUCGACGGCGCCAUAAUCAACGUUUCUAUCGUGCUGCCGCGCAGGAAGUCACCCGGCCCUCCCCUUGCCCGCCGAGGUGCCAACAUCGACCCUCGAGUCCCCUUCCAAAACUCUCGUGGGGGUGGUCCGCCUUCUGGCCCUCUAGGCGGCGGUAGUGGAGGAGGUGGACGUCGCCGCUUCUCGCCUUCAAGCAGAUAUGGCCCUCGAUCCGAUGUUUAUCGACCAAACUCCCUGUCGCCAGCUCGAUCUCCUGGCGGUGUCCCCUCUUCUCGGGGAGGUGGCGGUGGAGGUGGCGGUAGUCGAUACCGCAGUCGAUCCAACGGCUCAUACUCAUCCCGAUCGAGAUCUAGAUCACCAGCGCCCAGACGGAGGGGCGGCGGUGGAGGAGGCAAUGGAGCCGGCCGAUAUGACGAUCGCGAUACCCGACGUCGAAGUCGUAGCCGCAGCUUCGGCAGUGACCGAAGCAAUUCGCGGAACAGAGGCCGUAACUACAGGUGA